Molecule: messenger RNA, 803 nt
Organism: Prosopis cineraria
Lineage: Eukaryota; Viridiplantae; Streptophyta; Magnoliopsida; Fabales; Fabaceae
Product: MADS-box protein JOINTLESS-like
Exons: 7
Coding region: 17-655 (212 amino acids)
Biological process (GO): positive regulation of transcription by RNA polymerase II
Cellular component (GO): nucleus
Molecular function (GO): DNA-binding transcription factor activity, RNA polymerase II-specific; protein dimerization activity; RNA polymerase II cis-regulatory region sequence-specific DNA binding
Source: RefSeq, a predicted model, not a curated record
AAAUUAAUUUUGACUGAUGAUUGAUCUUUUGAUCGAGAGGGAGAUGACGAGAAAGAAGAUAGAGAUAAAGAAGAUCGAUAACAUAGCAGCGAGGCAAGUGACGUUCUCAAAGAGGAAAAAAGGGCUUUUCAAGAAAGCGAAGGAACUUGCUACGCUCUGUGAAGCUGAGAUUGGUCUCAUGGUCUUUUCUUCCACCGGAAAGCUCUACGACUAUGCCAGCUCAAGUAUGCAGCAGAUAACUCUGAGACAUGAUAUGCAUUUAGGCAUGCACAGAUCAGAUCAACCUUGUAUUGAUUUGCAGAUUGGAAGUGAAAGCUACAAUAAGCUGAGCCAUGAAAUUGAAAAAAGGACUCAUGAACUGAGGCAAUUGAAUGGAGACGAGUUGCAAGAUUCCACAAUUCAAGAAUUACAAAAACUAGAGGAACUGCUUGAAACGGGUUUGAUGCGUGUUUCAAAGGCAAAGGAUAAAGCAAUGAUAGAUGAGACCUUCGAACUCAAGAGAAAGGGUAAGCAGCUAAUGGAAGAGAACAGGAGAUUGAAACAGGUUACACUAGAACAAGGACAACCAUAUGACUCUGUGAUCUCGUCCAGCUCAUCUGAUACUCCUCAACACUUCAAAGAUUCUGAUACCUCUCUCAAGUUGGGGUUUUAUUGAUCAUAUAUAAUAUUCAAUUAUAUAUGGAAUUGAGUAGCAUUUAAAAGAAGAUAUGAUUGGAUUUAUUUAAAUCAAUUGAGAACUAGAAAAGAACAAAGAGGGGAUGGAACUCAAGCCCCACACAAGAGAGCACAUACAUGGGAUUUUC